This is a messenger RNA of Leguminivora glycinivorella, 2095 nucleotides long. RefSeq names its product dihydropyrimidinase 1 (gene CRMP). Gene Ontology annotation, cellular component: cytosol; cytoplasm. NCBI's taxonomy places the organism in Eukaryota, Metazoa, Arthropoda, Insecta, Lepidoptera, Tortricidae. The transcript is spliced from 15 exons. Gene Ontology annotation, molecular function: dihydropyrimidinase activity. Gene Ontology annotation, biological process: pyrimidine nucleobase catabolic process. The record is from RefSeq and is a predicted model, not a curated record. Bases 119 to 1870 code for a protein of 583 amino acids.
GUUUCGUUUCGUUGUCGGCAGUGCACGGUGUAUCGAAGCGUAUAAUUUAAGCGUAUUAUCGCCUACACGCGAUUUAUAAAUAAACUUUUGUGUUGUGCACUCAUUGGAUUUGUUGAAAAUGGCUACUGCUCCAGUUAAGAAGGUCCCCAUACAUUUACAGAGCUCCCAGAACCGACUGCUGAUCAAGAAUGGGAGAGUCGUCAACGAUGACGGCAUGGAGGACGCUGAUGUCUACAUCGAGGAUGGCAUCAUCAAACAAGUGGGCCGCAACCUGAUCAUCCCAGGCGGUACGCGCACCAUUGACGCGACCGGCAAGCUCGUGAUGCCAGGAGGCAUCGAUCCCCACACCCAUUUCGAGUUAGAGAUGAUGGGUGCCAAGACUGCGGAUGACUUCUACAAGGGCACACGAGCUGCUGUCGCGGGCGGCACCACUACUGUCAUCGACUUUGUGCUGCCUGAUAAGGGCCAGUCGCUGAUCGAAGCGUACAACAAUUGGCGACAGAAGGCCGACGGCAAGGUGUGCUGCGACUACGGUCUCCACGUCGGAGUAACCUGGUGGUCGCCGUCCGUCCGCAAGGAAAUGGAGAAGCUGGUCUCCGAGGACUAUGGCGUCAACUCCUUCAAGAUGUUCAUGGCGUAUAAGGACGCCUGGAUGCUGGACGACUAUAACCUCAUGUGCGCUGUGGAAGCUUGUGCUGAACUGAAGGCUUUACCUCAGGUGCAUGCAGAAAAUGGGCACAUCAUAGCUCGCAACACAGAGAAGCUUCUAGCCGCCGGGGUCACUGGCCCAGAGGGGCACGAGCGAUCCAGGGAUGAAGAGGUUGAAGGGGAAGCUGUCAAUCGCGCCUGCGUUAUCGCCAACCAGGCAAAUUCACCGUUAUACAUCGUCCAUAUGAUGUCAAAGAGCGCCGUGCGCGCCAUACAACAGGCCCGCGCCCGUCAGCGACAACCAUUGUAUGGAGAGACACUCGCGGCCACCGUCGGCACUGAUGGGUCUCACUACCGCAACGCGUGCUUCCGCCACGCGGCCGCGCACGUGCUGUCGCCGCCGCUGCGCCCCGACCGCUCCACCCCGCAGGCCAUCGUGGAAGCCCUCGCCGAUGACCAUCUUCAACUAAUCGGCAGCGACAACUGUACCUUCCACGAAAAGGACAAGGAACUGGGCAAGGGCAACUUCGCUAAGAUACCCAAUGGAGUCAAUGGAGUCGAGGACCGCAUGGCCGUACUGUGGCAGAAAGCUGUCAACACAGGCAUAAUGGACCCGUGUCGCUUCGUGGCCGUAACCAGCUCGACAGCGGCCAAGAUCUUCAACUUGUGGCCGGCCAAAGGCCGAGUGGCCGUCAACAGUGACGCCGACGUAGUCGUGUGGGACCCGCGUCUUGAAAGGACUAUCACAGCUGCCGCGCAUAAGCAUGCUGUCGACUUUAAUAUAUUUGAGGGUCAGCACGUAGUUGGUAGCCCGCAGUACGUGAUCGUGAACGGGCGUGUGUGUCUGGACGACGGCCAGUUACGAGUCGUUGAAGGUCACGGCAAAUUCUUGAAGACCCCCGUGAACUCCCCAUACGUGUACGGCGGCGAAGAAGUGCUGCAUUCAGCGUCCGAGCACCCGCUGCACGUGGAUGUAGCUCCUCGACACGUCAGCGUCACCAACGGGACACCCACCCCAGAAGCACUGAACAAACACCUGGAGGACAUGUCGGUGACGUCAUCAGGCUGCAGCACUCCCACGGGACGCAAGAUGAGAGAGACCGGACAACGAAAUCUGCAAAGUUCCACCUUCUCUAUUAGCAAGGAGGUGGAAGGCCUGGAUACGAAGACUUCGGUGCGCGUGCGGAAUCCGCCCGGCGGCAAGUCCUCAGGGCUUUGGUAGAGGACCACAGGGUCCCGGGGUCAACCUGAUGGGUAACUAAAACUUGUGGAAAAACUUUAUGAUCUUAACUUCUGAUUAGUAGAAACGUCUGCAGUCGAUGUCACUAGGCUUAGAAUACUAAUAGAGAUGCACCGAAUAUUCGGUUACUAUCCGACCUAUUCGGCCCUUAUUUUAGUAUUCGGCCGGAUACCGGAUAGUGACGUACUAUCAUCCGGUGAUGUGCAA